UUUACAUGACGUUUCUUGAUGGAAGAGUUGACCCAAAUUAUUAACAGCUGAAAAUUAGCCUACGUUUCCAAAUGACAGCGGCUUGCACAGACACACACGUGCGUUGAUCAGCUGUUUUUUCUCGAUUGUGCUAGUAAACAUGGAGGCACCGCCAGCCAAGAAAGCGAACUACGAACACAACAGACAACGAGGGUUCGUUCCGAAAUGGAAGACGGAAUUUCCAUGGCUACAAUUCAAUAGUGAUGAAAAUACCAUGAAAUGUGGUAUAUGUGUGGAUUUUCCUGCGAUCGCCGAUAGAAAGGCAGCAAUGUACGUGGGGACGGCUAAUUUGAGGAAACAGUGCAUUCAGGCGCACGAGUCGAGCAGAGGGCAUGUGCGGUGCGUGGAGGCGAGGAGGAUUGCCCGUGGAAAGGACAGGCAGCAGCAAAAUCUCCCGGCUUGCGUGCAUCACCUCCAAGAAGAGGAAAGGGAACAAACGAAGAGGCUUUUUUCUACAGCUUACUAUGUUGUGAAGGAGGAGAUGAGCUUCAAGAAGUAUAAGCCCACCAUAGAGUUGCAGGUUAAGAAUGGCCUCAAAAUGGGAGCAAUGUACACCAGCGACAAUGCCUGCCGAAGAUUCAUCCAGUACAUACAUGCAGAUGUAAUGGAACCAAUGUUCGAGGACAUUCGGAAGGCGAAGUAUGUCAGCAUCUUAGUAGACAGCAGCACAGACAGCAGCAACAAGGACCUUGAACUGAUGUACCUCCGGUACAUGAAGAACGGUGUUCCAGUCAACACACUCAUUGGAUUGAGAGAGCUGGAGCAUGCCCAUGCACUUGGUCAUCUGGCUGUUUUAGAAGCGGGAAUGGAUGAACUUCGCAUAGAUAACUGGAGGAGAAGAGUGGUUGGACUUGGAACAGAUGGUGCCUCUGUGAUGGUCGGACGAAACAGGGGCUUGGCUGCUUUGCUGCGGGAGCAGGUUCCUUGGCUGUGCAACAUCCACUGCAUGGCACACCGACUGGAGCUCGGCAUUCUGGAUGCUGUGAAAGAAGAGCAGGCCAUGCAGAAUGUACUGACUAUGCUGGAGGGCAUGUACAAGACCCACAAGUCGAGCCCCAAAGCAUGGCGAGAAUUACGGGCUGUUGCAGAUCUUCUGGACAAGAAGGCAUACAAACCGGGCAACGUACUAGGUUCAAGAUGGGUGCCACACGUGCGACAUGCCCUGUUAAAUGUAAUGAAAAAUUACGAGGCAAUCGUUGCUCAGUACGAGAACAUGCUGGAGCAGAGGAGUGGUAGUGCUGAGAUGCAAGGGCGAGCACGUCGGGCACUGCAACAGCUGAAAGAUGAGAAGACACUGUUAUUCAUGCAUCUGGUCCUCGACAUCGUGGAGGCUGUGAGCAGACUGAGUCUUAAACUCCAGGAAGAAACUCUGACUCUUGCAGUGGCUCUUAGGAGUGUGACAUCAGCUUCUUUGACCAUCACAGCAAUGAAGACAGCACCUGGAAAACAUCUGGAGUCAAUGAGUCGGGCAGUACAGCAUGGCACUUUCCAUGGAGUUCCCGUCAAAACCUGUGAUGAGGCACAGCAAGAAGUAUUCAAUCGCCAAAGGACCAGGAUUGUGGACCAAGUCCUCAGCAGCCUUGAUGGAAGAUUCGAGUCAAUGCAGGCUGAUGAAGUUCUAUCCUCAGCGUGCAUUAUCGAUGUUUGGAAGUGGCCGUUGGGUGAUCAGGAAUCCUUGGCUGCUUACGGAGUGAGGGAACUGGAGUUGCUAUGCAACCACUUUGACGAUGUGCUGACGGGAAAUGGAUGCGACAUCGCUGCUGCUCGUCAUGUUGAGUGGCCAGAGUUGAAGCAGUACGUGAAGGAUUCGGUGCCUCGCCAGCAUUGGGCUCAUAUUUGGCAGGAUAUUAUGUCAGAUCCUGUGUGUACUGACUCCUUCAAGAACGUGCUUCAUAUCAUUGAAGUAAUUCUCAUCCUCCCACUCUCUACAGCAGCAUGUGAGAGGGGCUUCAGCCUUAUGAAGCGGACGAAGACGGACUGGAGGUCGGAGCUGACUGUGGACAUGCUAAAGAAGCUCAUGUCCAUCUCUCUUCAUGGACCCUCCUUGGAACAAUAUGAGCCCACUGGUGCUGUAGCCAAGUGGCUGAGGGGUGGAAAUCGCUACAUAGUUAACAGACCUUAGCUUUCUUUAAACCAUUCUUAGUGCCACA
Molecule: messenger RNA, 2189 nt
Organism: Strongylocentrotus purpuratus (purple sea urchin)
Lineage: Eukaryota; Metazoa; Echinodermata; Echinoidea; Camarodonta; Strongylocentrotidae
Product: zinc finger protein 862
Exons: 5
Coding region: 140-2161 (673 amino acids)
Molecular function (GO): protein dimerization activity
Source: RefSeq, a predicted model, not a curated record